ACCUGACAUUCCAGCUUUUGGCCCCGUGGGAGGAGCUGCGACAUUUCAGCGACUGGUUCAGAGUUUGCAAUUGUUUGGUCUUCCUCACUGCACUGUAAAUGCACUGCUCUGAAUAAUAGCUGCCAGUGUGCGCAUCAACAUGGCCAGCUGGGCCAAUCACGUGCUUGCUCAACUUCAGCAGAGGGACCUCAAGGAAAAACUUCCAUUUGUUGGCGUUUUCUCAAGCUUGUCUCGUCUGGAGGAACAUUUUGAAUUGCGCACGCAGAUUUUGGAUGAUGUUUACAGUAAAAGAAGUGGAGUUGAGGUGGAAAACAAUAACAGCCUUGUUCUCCAGCUGAGGGAAAGUGAACACCUGACAAACAAGUUGUCUCAAACAGUCUCAGAUCUGACCUCCAUCUUGUAUCUGAAAGAUGCUGAACUUCAGCACUGGCAGUCUCGUGUGACUCAAUACCGCAGAGAAGCACUCACCCUGACUAAAGAGAGCCACAAGUUGAGGGCAACUCUCUCUGAAUUGGAGUUUACUGUAGAGAGUCAGUCUAAAGACAUAAAAGUCCUACGGGCGGAGCAGAAAAGACUGAGGGAAGCGCUGGCCCAGGCUCAGGAAGACAGAGAGCGACUGAUGGAGCGAUGGAUUCAGGGGAGGAGGGAGGAAGCAGACAGACUGAAUAAAUACAAUGAUACACAUGAGAGGUGGCAAAAAGUGGCCAAACACCUGAGGAAGCAACUCCAGAAGGAGAGGGGAAAGGAGCGCGUAUUAGUAGCUAGAAGGUCUUUAAAAGUUGAAAGGGAAAUGCCAUCAUCAGUAAUUCAAAUAACUGUUGAUCCACUGGAUAUACACAAAGGAUCUAUGGAUUCCAGCUUCACCUCAGCUGCAGGAAAAGUCUAACCUCUCUCCUGGAAUUUGGAGAAAACCCACCGUUUCUUCCAUUUUUUUGCAUUUGUAGUUGAAAUAAAAAAAUAGAAUUGUAAAUAACAAUUUAAAUUUUAGAUAAACGUUUUUGUUGUUUUGAAGUUGUCACUAAAAUGAUAAAUUUCUCCUAUUUUAUUUUCAUGUAAAAGUUCUAUAAAAGCCAUAAAAUAACAAAUAUGACAUUUUGAUCUAGUUUUAGGUCAAAUAAAUGCAAUACAAAUCUGUCUCUAUAUGGGGGAAAAAAAAUGUGAUUACAACCAGAAGUUUAAAUAUAGUCUGGUUCUGACUAAAGAUAAGUAUCCAUAGAAAUGUAAAACUUUAUAUUUACAUAAUUUAAUAGAUGUUGACAGAAUGAUGGUAAAAGAGUAAGUCUUUGCUUAUUUUAGAAAUAAAGCUGUUUUUGAGACAAAACAUCAUUUUUUGGCAAUGGGAUAUUUAGAAAUCAAUGUAAUGCUUAUUUUAAAAAGGUGAAAAAUGUGUAUAUUUAGUCAGAACAGCACUAUAUAUAAAAUUUUGGUUGUAAUGAAGUUUUUUUUUUCUUUCAUCUAGAGACAGGCUUGUAUUGCAUUCAUUUUCUUUGUCUUAAAUGCAUUAAGUAUAUACAUUUUUUUCAAGUAAACUUAUUUUUUUAUUUAUUUCAAUAUCACUGACAAUAGAUGAGCAAUAAUGAAAACAUUAUUUUCUGGCACAAUUGUCAAAGCAAAAGCAGUUCUAUACAACAGCAGGUUCAGGAGUUCUUCACUUGCAGUUAUAACAUUUAUCAUUUUUUAUGUUUUAAUAAAAAAAUAUAGUCCAGG
Oryzias latipes (Japanese medaka) is the source of this 1707-nucleotide messenger RNA. Its product is annotated as autophagy-related protein 16. The record is from RefSeq and is a predicted model, not a curated record. NCBI's taxonomy places the organism in Eukaryota, Metazoa, Chordata, Actinopteri, Beloniformes, Adrianichthyidae.